AUGCGUAAUUUUGAUUGCCUUGAACGACCACUUUCACAACUUUUCUAUCGUUAUGGCAGAUUUAUUGCCUUUAAUCCAUUACCUUUAAUAUUUUUUCCUCUUUUCAUCACCAUUUUUGCCAUUUCUGGAUUUAUUUCCUUAAAUUCAAUUACUGACGCUAUUUAUCUUUUUACACCGGCAAAUGCACUAUCAAAAACUGAAAGACAAAUUAUUCAUGACAAAUGGCCACUUUUUAAUGGAAGUUAUAUUCCAGGAAGAGCAGUUACACAAUCAAGGGAAAUACAGGUAACUGUGAGCACAAAAGAAUUGGGAAAAAAUAUUUUGACAAUGCCGUAUUCUGACAUGGUUGUUGCUUUGGACAAACAAAUUCAACAGGAUGUUAAAGUUGAAUAUAAGGGACGUAUAUUUGGAUAUAAGGAUUUGUGUCUUUCUGGCAGAAAUCACGUUUGUCCAGGAAAUAAACAUAUAGGGUUGCUUUCUGGAUUAUUUCAACAUGGAGUAAAUAUGACAUAUCCGAUGAUUAAACUUGGAGGAGUGCGUUAUUAUAUCGGUGCAAGUCUUGGGGGUGUUACUGUUGGUUAUGGACAAAAUAAUGAAAUGAUUCUGAGAGGAGCUCAUUCGUGGUUAAUGAUCUACCAUUUACAAUUUUUUCCACCAAAUGUUUCUCACUUGUCUGGUUUAUGGGAAAAACAAUUUCAAUUGCUAAUGCAAAAUUAUUCAAAUCCGUUUAUUACUGUUACUUAUUUUCAUUCACAGACCCUAGCUGAAGAACUUAAAAGAAAUGCAGAUUCCCUCAAACCUCGAUUUAUUCUUGCCUUUUUUAUUUUACUUUUUUUCUCUGCACUCUGCAAUAUGUCCACAUGCAGGAAAAGUUGGUAUAUUGAUUGGGCUGUCUCUAAACCCGUACUUGCCAUUCUCGGAGUUAUAAAUGCAGGAAUGGGAAUUGUGACAGCAAUCGGUUAUUUAAAUUUAUGUUCAAUGCCCUACAAUGACAUUGUUGGUGUAAUGCCUUUUUUGGUUGUUGCUGUCGGUGUGGACAACAUGUUUUUGAUGAUUGCUGCUAUUCGUCGUACCAACCGGGCCUCUUCCGUACAGCGCCGAAUGGGUGAAGCUAUGAGCGAUGCUGCUAUUUCAAUGUUCAUCACAGCAUUGACUGAUGCUCUUUCUUUUGGUGUUGGUGCAAUAACAAGCAUUCCAGCUGUACAAAUAUUUUGUAUUUAUACCGGUGUUGCUAUUGCUGUUACAUUUAUCUAUCAGAUAACCUUUUUCGCUGGACUUCUUGCCCUUUCUAUUCAUUGGGAAUCAAAUGGAUUACAUUGCAUAUUUUUGAGACCAACUGUUCCAGAGGAUAUGGAUGCCCAAUCCUCUUUGAUGACACGAUUGUUUUGGUUAGGCACUGCUCAUCAUCCAGACCCGAAGAAACUUGAGCUCAAUCUGAGAGAUUCUAAACCUGCUCAUUUCUUUCAAAAUUGGUUUGCCCCAAUCCUUAUGCAGCCAUUAAUUCGUGGAUUGGCCAUCGUCUGGUUUGGUGUUUAUCUUAUUUUUGCAAUCUAUGGUUGUACCCAAUUGCGUGAAGGACUUGAACCAAUAAAUUUGCUAGUUCGUGAUUCUUAUGCAAUUCCUCAUUACCGAGUAUUGGAAAAAUAUUUUUGGCAUUAUGGCGCUAUUGUCCAGGUUGUAGUUAAUAAUGCACCAGAUCUUGGUGAUCCUGAGGAGAGACAGCGAAUUCGUUCAAUGGUUCAUGCAUUUGCUAAUACUCGUCACACAAUUGGGGAUGAUUCUGUUCAAUUUUGGAUGAAUGAAAUGGAAUGGUAUUAUAGCGAUCCAAAACAUGGAAUUGCUGGAGAAGGGUUUGAUAUGUCAAAUGUGACUUCAGAUGAGACAUUUUAUGGGCUGGCUAAGCAUUUCUUUUCGGCAAAACAGACAGAGAAUUGGCCAGAGGAUAUUAAAUGGGGAUGGCUUCCAGAGAAAGGAUUUUAUCGAAUAAAUUCAUUUCGGUUUAUGCCGCUUUGGCUAUUUACUGACCAAUAUGCUUUAGUUGUUCCUAAUACUAUUCAAAAUAUUGUUAUUGCAAUGGCUGUAAUGGUUUUUAUUGCUCUAUUGUUAAUUCCACAACCAUCUUGUGCUUUUUGGGUUGCUUUGGCUAUAGCUAGUAUUGAUAUUGGGGUUAUUGGUUUUAUGACUUUAUGGAGUGUAAAUUUGGAUGCCAUUUCAAUGAUUACAAUAAUUAUGUCUAUUGGAUUUUCUGUUGAUUAUUCAGCACAUAUAACUUACGGUUAUGUAUGUUCUACACGGUCUACGCCACGUGAAAAAAUUCGUGAAGCGUUGGGAGCUUUGGGCUGGCCACUCACUCAAGGGGCUAUUUCUACAAUAUUGGCAGUUGUGGUUUUGGCAGAUGUUCCCGCUUAUAUGAUUGUUACUUUCUUUAAGACAGUUUUUCUCGCUAUAACCUUGGGACUACUUCAUGGACUUGUUUUCCUUCCGGUUGCUUUGGUGCUUUUUGUACGUGGAUGUUGUACUGGUAACACUCAUGUUAUUCAAGUAAAUUGA
Molecule: messenger RNA, 2550 nt
Organism: Meloidogyne enterolobii
Lineage: Eukaryota; Metazoa; Nematoda; Chromadorea; Rhabditida; Meloidogynidae
Source: the annotation of a GenBank genome assembly